AUGCCUUCGCUCCUAUGCCUCCCUGACGAAGUCCUCAUUGAAGUGGUCCGCCUCGCGCUCGGCCUCGGUCCGGCAGACGGCUCAGUCGACACGGCGCGAUGCUUCAACAUUGCGUCCCCCGAGUUUGUGCCAGGGAUCGCGCCGUGGAUGAGAAAACGCAUAUUAAAGGAGCGCGCCGAAAGCAAGGCGCCCAUCGUGCCGCUGCUUCUGGCCUCACGGCGCCUGAACAAAAUCGCCGGCUCUCUCUUGUUGAGCGGAUCGGUUUUCCGGGUCAGCGACACGCCGGAUCUGCAGCUGCUGCUGACCUCCAUGGGGCCUGAGAGGAUUUCGCGCGUGAGGAACGUCUCGGUCGCUCUAUACUCGGACGACGACUACGAGCACGACCCCCGCGACGACGCCACGGCCCAAAAGGACAUUGAAGAGGCCACGAGCGCGCUGGGCCAAUUGCCGUCGACACUACGCAGCCUCCGUCUAGAAUUGCCUUACCAUUGGCAUCCCCCGUUCUCUCACGACAGGGGCACAGACGCGCGCCUCAGGAGCGCCAUGGCCAAGUUUCGCGGCUUGAGGGAGCUUUUCCUCGACCUCUACACUCAUCAUAUACACAUUGACAUGUUCACCGACAUGGCUGCCGACAUGUACAGCGACUUCCACGAAUGGAUCGAGCCGCCGGCUCCCAGAUUUCCGCUGCUCAGACGCCUCGAGCUCCAAGGGUGUCUGACGCCUUGCCUCGGACGCAAGGGCCUCGCAGCCGCUCUCUCAGAGGCACAGCUUCCGUGCCUGGAGGCGCUCGUGCUUGACGGCAUACUGCACGACAGCGACGACGAAGAAUCGCUCGUGUUCCAGCCCGAUGCCCUCAAGACGAUGCAUCGAUUGCGCGAGUUCUGCUGGACGCCGUACGAUUUCAACGAGGGCAUACGCAAGACGCUGGGCAGCCCGCACUCGCCGCCGACGAGACGUCACAUGGAAGAGCUCAGGGCCAGGCACGGGGAGACUCUCCGCGUGCUGAACAUCGACUUUGGGGAGAGAGAAUCGUGCAAUGGGCCGUGGGAUCUAGACAUUGAUCAGGAGUACCUGGAUGAGUUUAAGGCUGGGCUGCCAAACUUGCACAGCGUAUCAUUGACAAUGGGCGACGAAGAAUGA
Molecule: messenger RNA, 1140 nt
Organism: Purpureocillium takamizusanense
Lineage: Eukaryota; Fungi; Ascomycota; Sordariomycetes; Hypocreales; Ophiocordycipitaceae
Exons: 1
Coding region: 1-1140 (379 amino acids)
Source: RefSeq, a predicted model, not a curated record